This is a messenger RNA of Paraphaeosphaeria sporulosa, 2056 nucleotides long. RefSeq lists its product as uncharacterized. The record is from RefSeq and is a predicted model, not a curated record. The transcript is spliced from 3 exons. NCBI's taxonomy places the organism in Eukaryota, Fungi, Ascomycota, Dothideomycetes, Pleosporales, Didymosphaeriaceae. Bases 304 to 1947 code for a protein of 547 amino acids. Gene Ontology annotation, biological process: carbohydrate metabolic process.
GAUGCGCUAGACGCGCGCUUAAGGCGGGCCGCGGCUAGCAACAAGACAGUUGUCGGUCUGCCAUGACGCUCCCUCGCUAUCGGGCCCGCGGUGCGUGCGCUUCGAGACGGCUCCUCCUCCGCUGCACGCUUCCGUUCAAUGCGCCAGUAGAGCACAGCAGAGCACGCCCUGAUAAUGCCAAUCCUCCUGCCACCCUGAUCGUCCUCCCUCCGUCCUUGCCGUUCCUGCUCAAGCAUUCUGCGUCGGCGGAUUUCAUACUACGCACUGGACACAUCCGGCAGAAACACCAGCGACGCAUCCAACAUGAAGCCGCAGAACAAGAGCAAGAAUCUGAGAGUGUGGUCUCUGUGCUUGUUGUCGGCCUGUGCUAGUGUCAACGCACAGGUCCAAGAGCCACUCAAAGCACCCAUCGACCCUCUAAAGUACAAGGCAGCAUGUCCCGACUACAAGAACUAUGCGAUGCGCCAGCAUCCUCCAUAUAGCUUGGGCCCGCUCGAGCUCCCCUCGCAAAGACCUUCCAAGUACUGCCGCACCUUCGAAUCGCCGCUCGUCGAAAAGGUCAUAGAGGACAUGAAUGAGAAGUUGAUCGACAAGGAUCUUGCAAAGAUAUUCGAAAAUGCAUUCCCGAACACAUUGGAUACAACAGUACGGUGGCAUGCCGACGGCACAGUCAAGCCCAAACCGAGCAAGAAGUCGUGGGACGCGGCUGCUUGGAAGGGCCCGCAGAGCUUCAUCGUGACAGGCGACAUCAACGCAGAGUGGCUGCGCGACUCCACGAAUCAGCUCGCCCAAUACCAGUCACUGGCAAAGAAAGACAAGGAGAUCCGCAAGCUCAUCCUGGGCGCAAUCAAUACCCAGUCCGAGUAUGUCAUUGGAUCGCCUUACUGCAAUGCCUUCCAACCCCCGCCCCCAAGCGGCUUGAACCCCACCUUCCAGGGCGACGGCGACACUGUGCACCCGGUAUACGAGCCUUCGUUUGUUUUUGAAUGCAAAUACGAACUUGACUCUCUGGCCCACUUCCUCUCACUCGCCAACCAGUUCUUCAACAACACUGGCUCCACAGAGUUUGUCAAUGCACGUUUCCUGCUCGCGCUCGAGACCCUUUUGGAGGUUUUGGAGAACCAGUCCAUCUCCACAUUCGACGAAGAAACGGGUGGUUUCCGCCGCAACGAGUACACUUUCCAGCGCCAAACCAACACCGGAACCGAAACGUUGAACCUGGGUGGCGUUGGCAACCCUCUCGCCGCUGGCACUGGCCUCGUCAGAAGCGCUUUCCGUCCUAGCGACGACGCGACCAUCCUUGGCUUCUUCAUCCCGGCCAAUGCCAUGAUCAGCGUAGAGCUCAAGCGUACCGCCGUCUUGCUCCGCAAGGCCGGCAAGAAGGAUCUGGCAAAGAAGAUGCAAGAGUGGGGCCAGAAGAUCGAGGACGGCGUCUGGGAGCACGGGGUUGUGCAGCACAAGACGUUUGGACGCAUCUUCGCCUUUGAAGUGGACGGCUUCGGGUCAUCGAUUAUCAUGGACGACGCGAAUUUGCCUUCGCUGCUGGCUCUGCCGCUUCUCGGUUUCACCGACGCUAAGAACGAUAUCUACCAAAAUACAAGGAAGAUGAUCUUGCAAAAGAAGGGGAACCCGUACUACCUUACCGGCGAGGACUUCAACGGUAUUGGCGGCCCGCACAUUGGGUAUCAGCACGCGUGGCCGAUGAGCGUGCUUGUGCAGGCCAUGACGAGCGAGAGCGACGACGAGAUCAUGACUUGUCUAGGGAGCGUGAAGAACGUUAGCAGGAACGGGCUGAUUCAUGAGAGCAUCAACGUGAAUAUUUGGAGUGAUUAUACGCGAAGCUGGUUCGCGUGGGCGAACUCGGUCUUCGCGCAGACGAUCCUGGAUCUUGCGAAGCGGAAGCCGCAUCUGCUUUUUGGCGAAGGCGCGGAGUCGUAUACUUUGUAGACAGUGCAACAAACAGACAGUUACUUAGUAAACUGCCUAACAUGCAUGGCUUGUCAGCCUCGGCAUCGACGCUGCAUUCUCCUGUUGUGCUGUGACCUAAUAUCACAUC